AUGUGUUAUCAGGAUGGAAAAGGGCCCGAUGGCGAGUCAUACGUCCGCGGAGAUGAUCACCACUAUGCUCGAAUAGACCCGGCAGCAGAGAUUGCCCGGCUGAGGCAUUCUAUCACAAUGCUCGAAUCUUAUGUUUUUCCUCAUCAACGAGCUGCAGCCUCUCAUACUCCUUCAAGCACUCAUCGACGCAGCGAAAUCAUCGUACCGAAAAAGGAGCCAGUUGAUUCGGAUGUCAAUGAUAAAUCUUCUCAGACUGGAGCUACAACGGCACCGGGUAUGCUGGGUAGCAAAGUACAAGGAGGUCUUUAUGCUGGUCCGACCAGCGCUGCUCUCCAUCUUCUCUCCAACGAAGGCAGAGGCUCUGAAGAUGGCACAUCCUCACGCCAGGCCUCACAAGAACGUUUGUCCAAUCCUGCCCCAGACAUUGUGGACGACCUUUCCUCCAAUGAUUUUCCCACUUUAACCCCAGAGUACGAUCGUGAUCUACUUUCUCUUUUACCGACUAUCGAAGUCAUCGACGGCCUGAUUGCUUAUUAUUUUGAGUAUUGUAACUGGAUUUACAGACACGUCAAUCAAGCAGCGUUUUCUCAUAACUGGGAACGUUUCAAGAACGGUGUCAAUUCUGACCGCAUCAUCCUCGCUCUAGCUUGUGCAAUCAUGGCAAUUGCUACUCAUUAUCUUCCAACCCAACACUCUCUUCUAGAGUCUCUCAAUGAAACGCACGAACUGUUAGGCCAAAAAUUCUUCGAUGUUUCUACUCAGGCCCUUCAUCGGAAGCAGCAGGAGACUAAGAGCUAUACAUUGGAUCUCGUGGAACUUUUGCUCAUUCGAACUCACUAUCUCAACAUGCUCAAGAACGAUAGUGAGGAGAUCUGGCAUAUAAGAGGGGAGCUGGUGACCAUUGGUACUGCAAUGGGACUUCACCGAGACCCUGGGAAAUGGCGGAUGCACAGAGAUGUCGCCGAGAGGAGAAGGUGGGCAUGGUGGCAUAUAGUUCUUUUGGAACGUUGGCAGGCCUUCAUGUUCGGCCGACCACUCGCUAUUGCUUCACACCAUUUUGACACUUCUUUACCUUCCUACUGUGAUCCUGCUGUCGACAAAACUGGUCGAUUAUUCCUUCCCAAUAUCGCUCUAUUCAGGUUGGCAUUCAUUCUCGGAGAUAUCAUGGACGAUGCGGUUUCCGUACGACCUGUACCCUAUGACUCUGUCCAGGCGAACGAUCGUGCCCUCAAGCAGUGGAUGGAUAAUCUCCCUUCGGAGCUGAAUCUUGACGAAUACAAAGUCGCUCGCAAUCUUGCUAGUACAAAUGCUAAUUUACGGAGAUUGGGCGUGCAGAGCGUGAUUAUUCGAACAAGUUAUCACCACAUCCGAUUCACCUUGCACCGGCCGUACGCUAGCGCAGGUAUUAGCCAGUCAGCUCAAUCCUCUUCCGCUUCUUCCAAGAGUGCUUCAGACAAUAAGCACUCCCAGAGCCUCGAAAUUGCGGUUGGUGCAGCCAGCGAGCUAAUCACUCUGGUCGGACAAAGCCGGCCAGAUUUCUUAGCCAAUUCGUCUUUGGCAGUCCCAGGGCAUAUGAAUUGGGGCCCUUUCCAUGUAUUCUCCGCUGCGAUGUUCUUUUCGUUUCAACUGAUUGCCAAUUCCGACCAACCUGGCGCUUCUCUAUUCCGUGCAUCCAUCAAGAAGGCGAUUCACACGUUGGAUACUUGUCGGGGUAUUGCUGUCGCAGACAAAGCUUCCGACAUUCUCUUUGCACUUGCACCUUUGUACAGUGUCGAUUUUCACUUGCAAAACAAGGAGAAAAGGGAAAAGGAGCGCGCUCGUAUACUGAGUGUUGUAAGGAACCUUGCUUUCCCGUAUCAUGAUUCCCACGAUCCAAGACGAUUUGGGGAUAGUAGUCCUGCUAGCAAUGGUAGUGGCCGACAUAUAGGCAACGGCUCGCCAAUAGGUUCCUCAAGUGUCAGUCCACCAUUAACUGUUGUUCCUGCCUCCCACGCGCGCUCAGAUUUGCCAAACAUGCACUCUCAUGCAGUAUAUGAAUCCUCAUUGCAUACACAUGCAGCCAUGUCGAGCAUGCGGACGUCUUCAAUAUACUCACAUCCUGGAGGCACGAGCAAUGGACAGAUUCAGCAAAGUGGUGGAGGUGGACAUCCCUCUUCACCACUUUCUCAACCCCAAAUGUCACCUACUGUUAUGAGUUCAAAUGCUCAACCUAUGGCCUCAAUGCCUUCGUCUGCUUCCCCAAACUCAUACCAACCUUACAUCACCGGCGCGCAGCCACAGGUGUACUCUGAUUCGUCAAGGUAUGCGCACUACCCGCAUCCUGGGGACGACGCAUCAAUGUGGGGCGCCGCAGUGGGCUUUGGACAACGAGAAUGGUCUCAGUUUAUCGAUGGUUUUCAACCUCCUCCCUCAGGUUCAUCAAGUGUCGUUGCCCAUCACCGACAUCUGCAAGGUUGA
This is a messenger RNA of Lentinula edodes (shiitake mushroom), 2457 nucleotides long. RefSeq names its product fungal-specific transcription factor domain-containing protein. Gene Ontology annotation, molecular function: DNA binding; zinc ion binding. Gene Ontology annotation, biological process: DNA-templated transcription. The transcript has 4 exons. The record is from RefSeq and is a predicted model, not a curated record. Lineage: Eukaryota; Fungi; Basidiomycota; Agaricomycetes; Agaricales; Omphalotaceae. Bases 1 to 2457 code for a protein of 818 amino acids.